This is a messenger RNA of Rana temporaria (common frog), 1253 nucleotides long. RefSeq names its product olfactory receptor 8J2-like. Gene Ontology annotation, biological process: G protein-coupled receptor signaling pathway. Gene Ontology annotation, cellular component: membrane. The record is from RefSeq and is a predicted model, not a curated record. Lineage: Eukaryota; Metazoa; Chordata; Amphibia; Anura; Ranidae. The transcript has a single exon. Bases 13 to 930 code for a protein of 305 amino acids. Gene Ontology annotation, molecular function: G protein-coupled receptor activity; olfactory receptor activity.
AUUUGUCUGAAAAUGUAUGUAAAUCAAACAUUUAUAGACUAUUUCAUCAUUAAAGGGAUAUCAGAUGACCCGCUCCUUCAGCUUCUCAUAUUCCUUGUGGUCCUCAUCAUUUAUCUCAUCACCUUGUCUGGUAACCUAACCAUUCUUAUUGCUUGCAGAGACCCCCAACUUCAUACACCCAUGUAUUUCUUCCUGGGAAACUUGUCUGUAAUAGACAUCUCUUGUACUACCGUGUCUCAGCACAAGAUCCUCAUCCAUUUUAUCACUGGUCACAAGACGGUCUCCUUUUUUGCCUGCAUGGCACAGAUGUAUAUGUUUGGCUCAUUACAGAUUCUUGAGCUGGUUAUACUGACAGCCAUGAGUUAUGAUCGAUAUGUGGCCAUCUGUAAACCUUUGCAUUAUCACAUUAUUAUGAAUCCACGAACAUGUGUUUUGUUGGCUGCUUUCUGCUGGUUGUUUGCGUUUAUGGAAGUCCUUCCACCAGUUGGGGUAGUAUACAGCUUUUCUUGCUAUACAACUAAUGAAAUCAACCACUUCUUUUGCGAUAUUGUCCCUCUGACCCAGAUUACAUGUGAUGACACUAGACUUGUGGAAACCCUGUUCUUUAUAGAAGUCUUGGGUCCUAUGAUGUGCAUUCCAUUCCUCCUCACAUUUGCUUCUUAUGUUUUUAUAAUAGCUUCCAUAUUGAAGAUCCGCUCUAGUUCUGGCCGACUUAAGGCCUUCUACACCUGUUCCUCCCACCUCACAGUUGUCAUACUUCUGUACACUACGCUAUUCAGCCAAUAUCUGUCACCAAGUUUAGGUAGAAACUUGGAUGCCAAGAAGGUUUUUGCUCUGUUUAAUACUGCUGCUGUCCCGAUGCUUAAUCCUCUGAUUUAUAGUUUAAAAAAUAAAGAUGUCAAUGCAGCUCUCAGGAGAAGCAAAGGGUAGAACAAAAGAGACCAUUAAACUUUUGUAAGUGUUUAAAAAGCUUUCAGUUAUGAUUGGAGCAGGAGAAAGUUUGAUUCUCAAUCCCUAGCUGUCCGUGGACUCAAACUUGAAUUUUCGAUCUACCGUCAGGUACAGACGAGACAAAUCAUAGGCAACUUUUUAGCCUGUCUUCGGGCAUCAUCUGCUGAAGUGGAUUUCUCACUAGACAAUUAUUCAAAGCUACUAAACUGGUGUGCAUAAAAUGAAAAAUAUAAUUUAUUAUCGUGAUUUGUCAAAGGGAAUAUAAAGGCUUCAGAAAAAAUGCUGUAUAAGAUAUUUACUGC